Cetraspora pellucida is the source of this 354-nucleotide messenger RNA. Lineage: Eukaryota; Fungi; Glomeromycota; Glomeromycetes; Diversisporales; Gigasporaceae. The record is from the annotation of a GenBank genome assembly.
GAAUCUAAUGAUGAUAAAAAACCACACCCUCCUGUAAAAUGCAUGUAUUGUCCAAAGACUUAUGAUCAUGAAAUUGCAACUCGAAUGCAAGCACAAUUGGAUAAUGAUUGUCAGAUAAAAUAUUUUAAAUUACAUUCACAAUUAAUGGCAAAACUUAAACGUAUUCAACAAAAAAAUAAUUCUAAAGAAAUUUCACUAGUUUUACCUGCAAUUACACGAUGGGGCACCCAUUUUGAAUAUUUACAAUCAAUUAAAAAAUCAAAAAUUGCUUUAGAGCAAGCAUUAAUGGAUAUAAGAAUUCGAGAAAAUAUAAAUUCAGAUUUAAGAAAUUAUAUAUUAUCUGAUGAAUUCUGA